GUGCAUUGUUAUAUAAUUCCUUGCACCAUUGUCAUCGCCUUAAACUACUACUCAUCCCCUUUGAAAAAACCAAAUCAGAAGUCCUGGUAUAUAUGCAUGUUCAAACCCCUAAUAAAUAUUCCAAACUUGCAAGUGCAGCAAUGUUUUCCUUUACCCUUUUGCUCAAAGGAAUCUCUCCAUAGACAAUACUUCCGUACAAUCUUCUCCUAUUAGCACAAAGUAUAUACAUUUGCUUAUGAGUUUCACUUCUUUAAUCUAUUUGUCAUUUCUUAUGGAUUUGGUUUCUUUACCAUUUCCUCCUCGCACUAAAAUGGCCACCAUCUCCAGUUGGUCUGCUUUUCCAUCCCAAGAGCAAAAGCCAUUUAUAGUUCCACUCAAAAAAGGUUCUUAUAAAUCCAUUGGAUCUAAACCUGAUAUAGCUCUUUCUAUUCAUACAAACAAGCGGCUAUUGCCAGUAGCGUGCAGCAAUUCUCAUGAAAGUUUAGAGAAUGAUCAGAGGGCAGUGGAAGCUGUCCUGAAACUUUACAUUGCAAUCAGACAGAAAAACUUGCAUCAACUUUCCGAUAUAAUUGGAGAGGAAUGUCGGUGCGUUAGCAAUUUCGUUCACACCUUGAGACCAUUCCAUGGUAAGAAGAAAGUAGUCGAUUUCUUCUCUUCGCUGAUUAAAUCCUUAGGGAGCAACAUUGAGUUUGUUGUUCAGCCCUCACUGCAUGAUGGAAUGGAUGUUGGGAUUUCAUGGAAACUAGAGUGUAGAAAGAGUCAUGCUCCUCUGGGAAAAGGUUUUAGCUUCCACAUGUGCCAUGUCUAUCAAGGGAAGGUAAUGAUAAGGAAUGUGGAGAUGUUUAUGGAGCCACUCUUUCAAAUUGAGCCGCUUAGAUUGAAAAUGAUGUCUCUUUUGAUGAAUGCAAAGGAGAAGAUGGAUUAUCAAGUCAAUUUGGGAAGUAUAAGAGAGAAGAGGAUCAUGAGAACACUAUGUGCUGUAUUACUUGUGAUAGUGUUCAUAUUGUUGCUUGUGAACACUAGAUGUACCUU
Messenger RNA from Cuscuta epithymum, 1032 nucleotides. Lineage: Eukaryota; Viridiplantae; Streptophyta; Magnoliopsida; Solanales; Convolvulaceae. The record is from the annotation of a GenBank genome assembly.